GCUGAUACAAAAGCUGGUCAACAAGUCAACAACAGAAAAUAUUGGAAACAAAAAUUGAUAAAUUCAUAAACUUUUAUUUUGUAAAGAGAAAGAGAAACAAGAAAAAGAAAAGAACGAUGGACACUGGCAUGAAGCUGAUGUAUGAGGAGGAGGAGACUUUGCUUAUGAGCGAUGCGGGCAAUGAUGAGGAAAUGAUGCACGUGUCUGUGGCAGCUGCAGUGAUGCAACUAGAAGCUUUGAACAAUAUGCAACUGAAUGGGGAACUGGAACCGGAAGCUGAAGUUGAAGGUGAAGUUGAAAGCAAACUUCAGACUGGUGGCAAAGAGUGGCAGCCAGAGAAGCCGAGUGCAUGUGUGCGCUUCCUUCUACGCAUGGGCUUUGGGGCCAUCAUGCAUCCAUAUGAGUAUGCCAAGGUUCUGAUGCAGUUGGGUCACGAGCCGCUGCCCGCUGUGGCAGCCACCAGCUGGCUGGGCAAGUCAACGUUGCUGCUGCCGAGUGUGCAUCAAUAUUUGCGCUACAUCAAGCACACGGAUGGCUUCGUGGGACUCUAUCGGGGAUUGGGCGCUCGCUUCCUUAGCUGCGCCAUCUCGGCCAUGUUCUCGGAGAGUCUUGUUCACGUGUUGGGCAUGUCACGGACCAGACAACGACGUCGCAAGCUCCAUCGUCGCAGCAAUUGCUUUAAGGAGUACGCAUGGAAUCUGAUGCGAGAUGGCAUUGUCGUCACCACUGGCUUGAUCUUUUCGCAUCCCUUUUAUGUGAUCUCGGUGCGUCAGAUGGCUCAGUUCGUUGGUCGUGAGGUUGCCUACAACGAUCUGCGCAGCAGCAUCCAUGAAAUCCUACAGCAUGAUGGUCCUUUGGGUUUCUAUGCGGGCUUUGUGCCGCGUUUGCUUUGCGAUCUUGGCGUGCUCUUUGUCACCAGCACUUUGAGUGCUGCUUGUGAGCGACUCUGUGUCGAUCGAUCGUCGAUGCGACAAAUGGAAUACAAUUCGGUGCUGUUUCAGUUUGGCGCUGUUCUCCUGUUGUAUCCCCUCCAAGUGGUUGGCGCCUGCAUGGCCUGCUCGGGCUCGGGGAUUGCGGCUGGGGCUCCGCCCUUCAUGCCCGUCUAUGGCCAGUGGAUCGAUUGCCUCAUGGAUCUGUUUGCCCGUGGCGAUCACUAUCGUGGCGCCUUCAUAUUUCGUCGCACGUUGCCUCGCCUGCAAAUGAAUCGCAUGCACGAUGCCUUCCCUAUUUCCCGCAUGAUUUGAGAGGUUUCAUUUAGAUGGAUGACGGUGCUUGGUUCAUUGAGCGUAUGCUUGAUGAUGAUACUUUUCCC
Messenger RNA from Drosophila albomicans, 1312 nucleotides. Its product is annotated as mitochondrial carrier homolog 2. The transcript has a single exon. Lineage: Eukaryota; Metazoa; Arthropoda; Insecta; Diptera; Drosophilidae. The coding region runs from base 117 to 1244 and encodes 375 amino acids. The record is from RefSeq and is a predicted model, not a curated record.